UGUGAUUCUGGUGCCUCAUUUUCCAAACAGUGUGAUUCUGGUGCCUCAUUUUCCAAACAGUUUGAUUCUGGUGCCUCAUUUUCCAAACAGUGUGAUUCUGGUGCCUCAUUUUCCAAACAGUGUGAUUCUGAUGCCUCAUUUUCCAAACAGUGUGAUUCUGGUGCCUCAUUUUUUACUCUGGAUGAGGAGGAGCAGGAACUAGCCACAACUGUUCUGACCUGUGAAGGGGACUUGGAUGAUCCAGCUUUUCCUUACCGAUUACAUUAUCUAGUGUGUAAAUUGCAGACUCUUAUCUCAGAUGAGGAGAAGCCAUUUCAAGUGACGAAGGUGGAACCGUGGAACAGUGUACGUGUUACAUUUAGUAUCCCACGAGGAGCAGCCCAGAGGCUACGUCAGUUAGCCCAAAGAGGAGAUCAUGUCUUGAGGGAUCUUGGCAUCUUGUCUGUGCAAAUAGAAGGAGACCAGGUAAUCACCCUGACUUUGGCUGGCCGCUACAAUGAGCCACAGGAGUUAACGUUUCAUAAGGGUUCGGAUCCACACAGCUCUCAGUUCACCAGUAGUCCCUCAACUAUUUUUGAUGCCUCCAGCUUGGAGGGUUCUCCUGGGCCAAGCAAUGUUGAAGCCACACGAAAGAACAUUGCACAAUACCUGAGCCAGCAAGGAGGUGUGGGUGUGGAAUCAUCCACGUCUUCUUCACAUGUACCCAUGAGUGGAUCCAUGCCCACUGUGCAAAGUAAUACCCCGUUUGUUAGUGGAAAUGUUGGCUUCAAGUCCCCAAACGUUGUGGCUCCAGCAACGAGCGAGCCUAUUCCCUUUCUUCAGGCAAACAUUUCUGGACCAUGUCGUGUUACCCAUACGAGUCAAAGUCGAACACAGAGCAAUUUUGGUCCGUUUCCUUUUGCUAGUAUGACUCAUGCUAUGACUACAAAGCAUGCUGUGCAUCAACAUGGCCAGGGAAGUGUUUCUCGCUUACCGUUUGGAUCAUCGAGUCUUCAAGGCUCAUCAGUUUCAAAUGUUUCACCUACUGCUUCUGUUGGAUCUCCACAUGCUGGUAUGAGCCCUGUGCAUCAGCAGUCCUCUCCUCAUUCAACCUCUGUAUAUAGUAAUCUUGUUACCCAUGUCUCAACGGUGCUGCCUUCUGCUUCUAGUAGUGCUCGAGCGAAUGUUGCACUCUGUAGCCCACUUCUUGUUAAUCUCUUACAAAAUGAUGGACAACAACAACAACAACACCCUAAUCUGUUAAUGCCACCCCCCGCAGUAUCUGUAAAACAGCCACCAAAAAGAAAGCGUAAGCCACGAAAACCUAAAGAAAAACCUCCCAACAGGGAAGAUUUUGCAGGAGGGGGAGAGAAUAAUGCUGUGGAGUCCUUAUCUUUUUUAAAUUCAUUGUCUCCUUUUGGUGAAAAUAUUGGAGUCACCACAGUUUGCAACCAGCCUGUUCCCUUGACAUCUGCAGGUUUUGAAAACUUAGGUGUACUCAAUAGCACGUCAUUCAGUGUUUCACUGCCAAACAUUCCACUAUCACCACCAGCCCCAACUUUUCCCAAUAUCCAUCCUAAGGCACAAGGUAAUCCUCAAGUACACACCGGAAAUCUUCCUUUCUGUACCCCAGUGGGUUCUCCAUCUGUUACUUCAGCAAUGAAUAGAACAGUGUAUCAGGCCAUUCAGGAUGCAAGUACUGUGCUUCGUGAAACUCCUAAACCACCGGAACCGGUUUCAGUCCAAGAACCCACGUCUCUUCCAUCACCACCCCCUCCUCCUCCUUCUGAUGGUAAAACCAAGCACCUCAUCAAUCCAUUUACUGGUCAGUUAGAACCAAUGCCAAGUGAUGAAGAAGAAGAAGAAGAGUCCAUCGGUUCACUUCCACCAUUUCCGGAGUUUGAAAUGGACAUGUCAGAGAAUGGACAGUCUGAAAGAAGUCCAUCUGAUGAUGGUAAAGACAACAACCCCUCAUCAGAUACAGACUCUGGGAUUAGUAAAUCUCACACAGAUGUGUCACAAUCUCCAGAAUCAGAGACUAUUAUCCAUAGUACAAAACUGACAGUCCGGACAGAUUCUGUGGCUUCCAGUAGUAAUCCAGGAGAAAUGCUCAAACUACGAUUGAAAUUAGAUCCUAAAACUCUGCGUGAAGCCAAAGAGAGUGAAAACAGGGAGAAGAAGGGUAGGUCAGAGAAAGACAGUGGAUAUUCAUCGCAGUCACCCCACAAAAUUGAUGUCUCUUUUGUCAGUAUUCCUUCUUUUAACAAAACAGGGUCAGUGAGUUCCUCUGAACCAAGGGUACCUCCACUCCAUAUAUCGCUGCGUGGACCUAAUGCAGCAGUUGUUAUUAGUCCUAAGAAAGAAGAAAAUAAAGCAAAAGGAAGUAUAGUUACCAAGGAAACCCAUUCCAUUAUCGUGGCAGAUGCUACGAGAUGUGAGGGGUCAACGCUAAAAACGUUUAAUUUACCGAGAAGCGUAACAGGUGUUGAUAUGGGAUUGAGGAAUGAAACGGUGCACAAGAGUGGUGUUACAGUGCCUAGUGUAUGUGUACAAAGUAAUAUAGAACAGAAUGUAUAUGUCAAAUCUGAACCUACAGCUGUACUGCAUUCACAAUCUUGUAAAAUUAGCACAGAAUCAUCUUUGUCUGUGACAAGUUUACCUCCAAUCCUAACAGUGUCUUCUGUCAAAGUUCCAUAUCCUAAUGUGACCACUAGUGUUGACAAGUUUCAGCGAACAGUUGAACAGUUAGCUUUAUCGUGUCAACCAGUUGGUAAUGACACUGAUUUACUCUGUACUCCCUCCAUUACAUCAUCAGAAAACCAAUCAACAACAGCUCAAGCAUCGCUUGUGAAUACACUGCAUAACGGACCUACCGAUUCUUGCAAAAGGCUGGCUCUGACAAAAGAGAGUAUUAUAGCUUAUGAAGAAAUAUCCAAAAGUUCGCCUGCAGGACACUGCACGUACCUACCUCAAUCCAAAGAUAGGAAUUGGGCUUUGUAUACCACCAAAUUAAGUGAAGAUUAUACGCAUUCAGAUAAAGAGCAUUUGUCUCUCAGUCAUGCUGUUUGCAAUCAAUCUCAGCCCGCAGUUUCGCCAGAUGUAAUGGCAAGAAGUUUAGGGUGUGGUGCAUCCUCUUCAGUGGGUGGUGCACAGACAAAAUUGGUCACUCAGCGAGUAAAUAAUACCCAAGAACACCAGAAGACAGUAGUUGUGUCUUUUAAUGAGAGAGAGAAGUGUGAAAAAGAGAGUAAAAUCCAUACAGAUAAAGAGGAGAAAGUGGCUGUUACGAGGCAUGCAUAUCAUGUAUUGAGUACUUCUGGACAGGAAGUUCCCACCUCUUAUUCAUACUUGUCAUCACAAUUGCACAACAUUGCACAGACAUCAAGGGAUUCAGGUGUAAACCAUGUUGAUGCUUUGAACAGAAGAAAUCCAAUAAAUGGGCCACUGCUCAUUUGCCCACUAGAUAACCAGCAAGAUAUUAAAACAGUGGACAACAUUCAGCAGAACAGGUUAUUAAAGCCCUCUCAUCGACACAUUGGUUCUGUUUCAUUGUUAAACAACCAUCAUCGACCUGCCAACUAUCAGGAAAGGUUAGAUGAUAGGUCAUUGGACAUUCAGCACGGCAGUAAAGUUCAAGGUUUAAGAUUUGUUGACGUCAGGAGAAAUUCUCCUCCAGGGGCUAGAGUUCUUGCCCUGGACAGUAGUACAGGAAUAAGCCCACUGUCAAAACUGAUAGAAGUGCCUUCUGUUGGGAGUGUGCCGAAAGCCAGCUCCGUAGGUAGUAAGUUACAGUUUCUAGCAGAAAAGACAGAAUUACCAAUACUUGUACCUUCUCAUGGUGAUAUGCACCAGGGGCUAGACAUCUCUCUUCUGCAGACAAGGGAAAGUGAAACUUAUAUGAAUAACAUGGCUUCUCUAAAAAAUCUAACCAUACCUGUUAACUUUGAUCAGAUACAUUGUCCUUCGUCAUUAUCCACACCAUCUGGACGUUGUCCAUCAUCAUUAUCCACGUCUCUAGCCACAGCAUCUGGGCAUUGUCCUUCAUCAUUAUCCAUGGUGUCUGGGGAAAAUGAGACUUAUCAGCGUGGAUCUUGUAACAGACAGAUGGCCAAACAACGCAAAAGAAUUUGUCUCACUGCUCAAAAUACUGACAAUCUCAAUAAUGGUAAGGAAAAGACUAAAGAAGAAUGUGAUAGUGGAGAAUCCAGCAUGGAUUCCAUUGAUGAAGACACUGCCAAGCACACAACAAAAACUGUUUGCCAGAAAUUAUGUAGCAAUGUUAAUGAUAAGGAAGCAAACAUUAUAAAUGUCCUACCAAAAACACAACUGUUAUCAACUCAGAACAAAGAAAUGGAGAGAAGCACUGGUGAGACAGACAUCUUACCACAACAAGAGAUUCAAACCUGUCACAAUGCAGAGAUUUAUUCAAGCUCUGAAAAAGUUAGAUUACCUAAAGAGUGUUCAACAGAGAGAGACUCAGUGAGUAAUAUUGUGGAUACCACUCUAAAACCAUCAACAAAAGAACCAUCACAAUCUAUUAAAAUACAUAAGCAUCUUAAAAUUGGUGAUGAUAUCUCUUCAUCAGGCAAUCCCAGCACGAGCAUUAGUCCAGUCUCCCAGUCUUCCACUGGCCAACCAGCCAAUCAGCAGUUUAUUCAAGAAAUACCUUCUCCUUCCUUUCCUCAGCACGACCUGGUUAAUUCCCACAAAUCACUUGGUACUGAUUCAACAGUUUUUCCAAAAUUUAUUACAUGCUCUCAGACAACUUCGGUUACUAUCUCUGUUCCAUCUGAAAUCAAUCAGGCUGUUCCCAUUCAAUCUAAUCCACAUCCAACCGUUUCCCAUUCAUUGCACAAUCCAAUUACAGUUGGAAUUGAGCAGACAACUUCUUCAGCCAAACCUAAUCAAGUUACUAAUACAAUCUCUUUACAACCUGUUUCUUCACAACAGUCCAGUGCAGAUACUACAGUUAGUACAGUUGAGACUGGACAAACGGGGACAUACCCAUUGGAUCAGCCAACAUCUAAUCAACUUACCAACACAAUUUCUUCACAGCCUGUUUUCACAUCUUCACAACAGUCCAGUCCAGAUACUACAGUUAGUACAGUUGAGGCUAGACAAAUGGGUAUGUACCCAUUGGCUCAGCCAACAUCUAAUCAAGUUACGGACACCACAAUCUUUUCGCAGCCUGUUUUCAAAGCUUCACAACAGUCCAGUCCAGAUACUACAGUUAGUACAGUUGAGGCUAAAAAAAUGGGUAUGUACCCAUUGGCUCAGCCAACAUCUAAUCAAGUUACCAAUACAAUCUCUUCACAGCCUGUUUUCACAUCUUCACAACAGUCCAGUCCAGAUACUACAGUUAGUACAGUUGAGGCUAGAAAAAUGGGUACACGCCCAUUGGCUCAGACAACAUCUAAUCAAGUUACCAAUACAAUCUCUUCACAGCCUGUUUUCACAUCUUCACAACAGUUCAGUCCAGAUACUACAGUUGUGGCUAGACAAAUGGGUAUGAACCCAUUGGCUCAGCCAACACCUGUUCAGGUUACUGACUCCAAAGUUUCUUCACAGCCUGUUUUCACAGUUUCACAACAGCCCAGCCCAGAUACUACAGUUAGUACAGUUGAGGCUAGACAAACGGGCAUGUACCCAUUGGCUCAGCCAACUCCUAUUCAAGUUACUGACUCCACAGUCUCUUCACAGCCUGUUUGCACAGCUUCAAAACAACCCAGCCCAGAUACUACAGUUAGUACAGUUGAGGCUAGACAAACGGGUACAGAUCCAUUGGCUCAGUCAACACCUAUUCCAGUUACUAACUCCACGGUCUCCUCACAGCCUGUUUUCACCGUCUCCUCACAGCCCAGUCCAGAUGCUACAGUUAGUACAGAUGAAGCUAGACAAAUGGGUAUUUACCCAAUGGCUCAGCCAACAUCUAAUCAAGUUACAGACACCACAGUCUCUUCACAGCCCAUUUUCUCAGCUUCACAACAGCCCAGUCCAGAUGUUACAGUUAGUACAGUUGAGAUUGGACAAACAGGUAUUUACCCAUUGGCUCCGCCAACAUCCAAUCAAGUUACGGACACCACAAUCUCUUCAAAGCCUGUUUUCACAGCUUCACAACAGCCCAGUCCAGAUGCUACAGUUAGUACAGUUGAGGCUGCACAAACGGGUAUUUACCCAUUGGCUCAGCCAACACCUAUUCAAGUUACUGACACAAUCUCUUCACAGCCUGUUUUCACAUCUUCACAACAGCCCAGUUCAGAUGCUACAGUUAGUACAUUUGAGGCUGGAAGAACAGAUACAUACCCGUUGGCUCAGCCAACUUCUAAUUUGCAACUUGUUGCUAGUCAUGUAGUUAAUGCAACAAGUGUCGAACAUUCUGAUAGUCUGGUGCCUUCCAGCUCUUCAGAAAAAAUUGCAUACACAGAGAAAGAAGGUGAAACUUCCAAGCAUUCUGUUAUCACUGAAAUUGUUUCUGUUUCUAUAGGCACAGCAACACAUGCAGUUUUAAAUACUGCAAAUUCUACUUUAAUCACUUCCUCACCUGUUGUAUCAUCAUCUAAGCUUAGCAGUAGUGGGUAUGACACAUCUGGGAAUCGCUUGACAUUGAUAUUUAAAAAUACUCCUACUUCAGUUGGACAGCGAUCUUUGCUGACACCGGCCAAUAGUAUGACUGGAGUCACUGUCCCCUUUAGUUCCUCUAAAACUGUUCCGAUCAAAUUUGUGACUCUUCCAGCAGCAGGAUCUUCUCUUAAGACUGUAAAAUCUUCCAGUCAGCCAGUUUUAGAGCUAAUCAAUCCUCCUCCUGGAUCUCCGAGCACAUCCUGUAUUACUGCCAGCAACUCUUUAUCAACAUCACCAGUCAGAUUAGUGGUCUCGCAUAUAAAACCAUCAGGAUCAGUGUCGCCAUCUCUUUCAUCGUCAGUGGUUAACAAAGUGCUUGUAAAAUCAGUGGUGGUAACUAGUACAUCACCUUCCCUCAAAAUUGUUCCUGUAAGAGGAACCAUCUGCACUUCCAGCAGUUUGGCUUCCAGUUCGCUGCUGGCUGGUUCUUCACUGUUGGAAAGUAAUAAGACUAACACUGGUCACAUGUCUUCAGCGGCGUUGGAAUUGAGCGAAAAAGGUUGUGAAGGGGAAAGAGUUACAGGUCAAAUAAGAUCUAUGAAAGCAGCAGUCUGUGUCGAAACUAAGUCUCUGGAAGACUGUAGUCCUACCAUAUCCUGUGAGAAUAGUCCAAAACAUUUAGAAAAAGAACAAACAGAUUCUGGGGAGGCCAUGUUGGAAUCUACUACAGGAGAAAAAUUGAGUAGUACCAAAAAUACAGGUAACUUAAUUACUUUUACCUCUAGUGGUGGUUUGCAGAGUCCUUGUGAAGUAGAAAUUAAUGUAGAUCAUGUGUCUGCUAGGGAGUCAACAUCUGCAAGAGGUAUUUCAGAGGACCAUUGUUACACAUACAGUCAAUCGAAUCCAACUAGUCAAAACAAGGUUAUAGAAACCAAAGUAUCUGAACUUGUACCAGAAAAAGUUUCGUCAGUUACUGGCACUGAGGGAAGAGACCAUGCUUCACUUGAUCAUUUAUCUACAGACAAACCAGAUGGGAUUCCUGAAUCUGUAUCACUCCUUGAAGAGAGAGAGGAAAAAAGUCAGAUUCCACAAAUAACAGAAUCUGAAGCAGCAGAGAGUGGAAUAAUAGAUGAUCAGACAAAGGAAAAACCUGCAAACUUAGAAGAUAGUUCCAUUGUGGCCGAAAAUAAUUCUUCAUCUGUAAUAAUUUCCACACCCAACAAACUUGAUUCUAAUAUUUUAAUUGGUGAGAUAUCAUCUGAAGCCAGAGAGAAUGGAACGCUUGUGUCUUCAGAAGAUAGUCAACUGACCAGAGAACUUGUCCGUCCAAUUCACAUAUCAUUAACAAGGACAUCACCAGUGCCAACAUCAGACAAAAGUUUGGAAGUAAACUCACUAACACAAACUGAAGAGGAAAAGUCCACUGAAGAAGAAAUUAAAGAGCAAGGUAAAUAUGAGAGAAAUGUGGAGAGAAUAACAGAGACUGAAGAGGAAAAGUCCAUUGAAGAACAAAUAAAAGAAAGUGAUUGUGGCAUAGCUGUUAUCCUUGACGAACCUACAGAAAAUGUUUAUUUAAAGCCAUCAAAGAGAAAAUGUUCAGAAAAUGCUGCUGAGCUUAUUAAAGCUUGUAUGGGACUGGAAGAUUAUCCCAAACGGGUUGCUCCAGAAGACCACAGUUCAACAAGAACACACGAGGAGAAGGAAGAUAAACCAUCUCAGAAACACUGUAGACUUAGACGAGAGGAUACCAGCAAAAAAAUGUUAGAGAAUGAAACUUCUGAAGGUUCGAGUGAGGAUGAGAUGUCACUUCGUGAGUUAGCAAGUCGCUCAAGUGCCCGACAGAAGGUUUUGCCCGAGGAAAAGAAUAUUACAGUGCAUGCCCGCCAACUUCGAGGUUCUCGUCAGUAUCCUAAGGACGUAGAGAAAGAAGAAAGUAACAGUCGAGCAAGUAGGCGACCUUCUUCCAACGAAUCUCGUAAAAGUGAAAGUCGACCCGGCUUUCGUAGAGACAUAAAAAAAUUUGUGAGGAAGAUAAAGCCCCUGGGAAGCGAACCUCUGACCGAAGCAAGCGAUUACCAGUCAUAGGACAAGAAGAACAGUCUCCCACGCGACGUGGAAGCACUCAGCGAAGUGUUCGAGGGAAAGAACGUGAGAACUCUCCUCUAAGGGAGGAAACUACUGAGUUGGCAACAGAAAAAAGGAAAACUAGAGGCAGCACUAUCCUUGAACAAGAAGUGCCCCCUGUGAAGAGGAGGCGAAGUUCCCGGGACAGUCACAGAUAGCCUAUACACGUGUGUAGUUGUAUCUGUCUGAAUGCUAUGCACGGCUCCAUGCCCAAGGAUUGUUGUAGAACACUUCUGCAACCUGGUGCUGUUGUGACCAUGCACAUCCUUCCUGCAGUCGGCAUGUGUAAAGUGUAAAUAUGUUACUCUGUUCAUCACAAUGUAAAGUCCAUCAUCCCCCAGUGUCAAGUCCUUUUAUGUUUAAUUUGGCCUUGUGCCAAAAAAAAUUAUUUUUGUCUUGAAGCAUCAUUUAAAAAUAUGUGAAGUAGUUUAAUGGCGUUUCAUUUGCCAACACCGAAAAAAAAAAAGAAACUUGAAUGCUGGUCUGUUCUAACUAAGGAACCCGAAAAGUGUGUGCAUUUAUUUUUCUUUAAAACUACUGUUUGUAUUUCAGCAUGGACCAAGACACCAGUCAGCUAUGUUAAACACUGUGAAUUGAUAGGCCUAAUGAUGUAGGAUUCUUACAUUUUAGAAGUGAACAAAUUUGGCCAAUGGGCAGUGUGCAUAGCCUCUGAACUGUGUAUAUACUAAAUGUAUAAAUAUAAAUAUAUUAGUAGCUUUUCUUUUCAUCAGAUAUCAUGUGUAUUAUAAAUACCAGGAGCAUUCUCUGUCAGUGGUAAAGUAAACAUGAUUUUUUUUUUCAGAAACAUCGAGUAUAGUUCUUUCAUACAGAAUAAAUGGGUCCUGUAAUCUUAUGAAUAUAUUUGAUCCAUGUUUAACAGCUGUACAGGAUCUAGGUUCUGAAGGCAUUUGAUGGUUUGUUGUAACUUUCAUACCGGUAUUAAAUAACAUAACACAGCAGAGUGUACCAUUUUUUUGAGUUGAACUUUACCUUUUUAAUUACAUUAAAAUCAAAUAGACAAAACUGUGCUGGUGUUUUAUUAUUUUAUUCAGUUACAGAUAGCUUGUAUAACAUAUUAAAUCUGGAUUAAGAAUACUUUAGUUUGUAUAAAUCUAAUCUGGAUGGUCCCAACGAAUUCUGCUUGCAAGACCU
Molecule: messenger RNA, 9816 nt
Organism: Limulus polyphemus (Atlantic horseshoe crab)
Lineage: Eukaryota; Metazoa; Arthropoda; Merostomata; Xiphosura; Limulidae
Exons: 9
Biological process (GO): positive regulation of transcription by RNA polymerase II
Cellular component (GO): histone methyltransferase complex; transcription regulator complex; nucleus
Source: RefSeq, a predicted model, not a curated record